UUUUUUUUUUCUCUUCUCUUUCUUCUAACUUUAAUCAAUACAAUACAUAUAUGUUUAGAAAGGCAAAAAGAUUAUCACAAAGACUCGGAAUUAAUAAAGAACGGUGUACAGAAAAUAGCACAAAUAACAACAAAAUUAAUGUGACAAAUGAAAAUCAUAAAGACCAACCGAUCGCAACACAUAUCGACAAAGCUUUAAUCGAUGACAAUGACACCGUUAGUACACAAAGUAGCAAUGACGAUGAAUCCCUCAAAUUUCCUCUUAAAGAGAGACCAACGCUAGGGAAGUGUCAAACUGAACCAAACCAGAAAAGUGUUUAUGGUACACCUGACAACAACCUGACACGACAACUUAGUAUGAUGGAUACUGGUAAUCUGGAGUUAUUGCUUUCGAUGGAGACGCAGGCCAGAAUGGACGCUCAAGCUAAAAGAGAACAAGAGCAAUUGCAGCAAGCACAAGAAAAAGCACAAGAAAGCACGCUGGCUCCUCGUCCUACUAAAAUUAAGUUUGAAUUACCUGUGACACCUCCACGUUCUAGAUCUCCCGCUAACCCAAGGUUACAAUAUCCAAGAGCCAGACCGGUUCGAUCACUACCAGAAGAGGGUCUAACUGCAAAUGCCCUUAGACACCCGUUACCAAAUAAUAAUAGCAACAAAUCAAGAAGGGUUAGCUGGCGCCACCUUUUCGGUGAUAGAGAUGACGAGGACACUAAACCCAUCAGUUUACCUAUCAAUGUCGGAUCUAGAGUUCGACUUAAAUUGAGACCUUUGCCUACAUUUGGUUAUGUUAGAUUUAUUGGUGAUGUAGACUUUGAUAAAGAAGAAACUAUUGGCGUUGAACUUGAUCACGGAGUUGGUAACUGCGACGGGAGUAUGAAAGGCAAAAGAUACUUUACUACUGACGGUAAUCGUGGUAUCUUUUGCAAGAGACAUGAUUUAGAGGCAGUGCCAGAAUAAAAAGAAAAAAAAAUUAUGAAUUUAGAUACCCAAAUCACAACCAUUAAUCAUUUUAUUUAUACAUCAUUUCACACAUUACACUUAAUUUCUUUCAAUAAAACAUGUUAAUGAUAUUUUACACUAAAAU
This is a messenger RNA of Mucor mucedo, 1083 nucleotides long. RefSeq names its product CAP Gly-rich domain-containing protein. The record is from RefSeq and is a predicted model, not a curated record. The transcript has 2 exons. Lineage: Eukaryota; Fungi; Mucoromycota; Mucoromycetes; Mucorales; Mucoraceae. The coding region runs from base 51 to 956 and encodes 301 amino acids.